CUUUUUGCAGCUGCAUCUUCUUGACAGCACACCACAGACGUCACGAUACAGUCUACAAAACAUCAUCAUAAUUAAAUUUGCUAUGGCGAGAGAUUAACACCACGUUAUUGAUGAGCGGCACUCAUAUGAUUAUUUAGUUUUACCAAAUGGAUAAGAAAAACAGAAGCAGCAGCAUUAUGAACAACGAUUGCAAACAUCACGAUAUUUUGAUUCAUGGAGAAUCUGCUGAGCCCAGCUGUGUUUCCAUGAAGAGUGAUGUAUCAAUGGAUCCACCACCUGCAUUCAGUUUAGGAGACUUUGGUGCAGCUGUAAGUAACACAACAGAUAAAUUCAAUGUGAAGCACAUGGAUUCUGUUUUUCAGGAUCUUGAACACAAAAUCAUCUCUUUGAUGAAGAAAGAGCUGGAGAUUUUCAAGAGACUACUGAGCUCAGAUUCCCCAGCAUGCUCUGAGAGAGAGGAAGAGGAGGAUGAAGAUCAGAUCAAAAUCAGAGAGAAGCUUCUGAAGAUCACACUGCACGUCCUGAAGAAGAUGAACCAGACAAACCUCGCUGAUAAACUACAGACCAAACUUGCACCUUUAUGUGUGAAAAAACACAAAUCCAGACUAAAGGAGAAAUUCCAGAGAAUAAAUGAAGGAAUAUCUAGUCAAGGAAACUCAAGACUUGUGAAUAAGAUCUACACAGAGCUGUACAUCACAGAGGGAGGGAGUGAAGAACUCAAUAAUGAACAUGAGGUGAGACAGAUUGAGACAACAUCCAGAAGAUCAGAGACACAAGAAACACCAAUCAAAUGUAAUGACAUCUUUAAAGCUUUACCUGGACAAGACAAACACAUUAGAACUGUGCUGACUAAAGGAGUUGCUGGAAUUGGAAAAACCGUCUCUGUACAGAAGUUCAUUCUGGACUGGAGUGAAGGAAAAGCAAAUCAGGAUAUUCACUUCAUAUUUCCACUUCCAUUCAGAGAACUGAAUCUGAUGAAGAACACAAAUAUCAGUCUGAUGGAUCUUCUUCAUCAGUUCUUCAUAUAUACAAAAGAACUGAGAUCAAGAGACUUUGAUGACUACAAAGUUGUGUUUAUCUUUGAUGGUCUGGAUGAGUGUCGACUUCCUCUAGAUUUCUCAAACAAUCAGAGUUUGUUUGAUGUAAGAGACACAGCGCCAGUGGAUGUGCUGUUGACAAACCUCAUCAAGGGGAAUCUGCUUCCUUCUGCUCUGAUCUGGAUAACAUCACGACCAGCAGCAGCCAAUCAGAUUCCUCCUGACUGUGUUCACCAGAUCACAGAUGUACGAGGAUUUAAUGAUCCUCAGAAGGACGAGUAUUUCAUCAAGAGAAUAAAUGAUGAGAGUUUGUCCAACAGAAUCAUCAAACACAUCAAAUCAUCCAGGAGUUUGUACAUCAUGUGUCACAUCCCAGUCUUCUGUUGGAUUACAGCCACUGUUCUAGAGAGAAUGUUGAGUGAAUCAGAGAGUCAAGCAGAGAUCCCCAAGACUCUCACUCAAAUGUUUACACACUUCCUGAUCUUUCAGACCAAACUAAAGAGUGAGAAGUAUGAUGGGAAAUGUGAGGUAGAUCUUCAACAGGUUAGAAAGAGUCUUCUGUCACUGGGAAAACUGGCUUUUCAACAGCUGGAGAAAGGGAAUCUGAUCUUCUAUGAGGAGGAUCUGAGAGAGUGUAACAUUGAUGUGAGAGACGCUUCAGUGUACUCAGGAGUUUGUACUCAGAUCUUCAAAGAGGAGUUUGGACUGAACCUGGGGAAAGUCUACAGCUUUGUGCAUCUCAGCAUUCAGGAGUUUCUCGCUUCUUUAUUUGUUUUUCUUUCAUUUUCUCAACAAACAUCAGGACUCUUCAGCAUGUUCAGAUCAACUAUGAGUGAUUUACUGAAGAGUGAAGUGGACAAAGCCUUACAGAGUGAGAACGGACACCUGGACCUUUACCUCAGAUUCCUUCUGGGUCUCUUACUGGAGUCCAAUCAGAUGAUCUUACGAGAUCUACUGACACAGACAGGAAGAAGAUCUGACAGCAGACAGGAAAUAGUUGAGUACAUUAAGAUGAAGAUCAGAGACAAUCAAUCUCCAGAGAAAUCCAUCAAUCUGUUUCACUGUCUGAAUGAACUGAAUGAUCAAUCUCUAGUAAAUGAGAUACAAACAUAUCUGAACAGAAAAGAUAACAGUCGUCUCUCUGGAGUUAAACUUUCUACCUCUCAGUGGUCGGCUGUGGUGUUUGUUUUACUGAACUCAGAUCAGAAGCUGGAUGAGUUUAUACUGAGUAAAUAUGAUCGAUCAGAUGAAUGUCUUCAUAGGCUGCUGCCAGUGAUCAAAGCAUCCAGAAAAGCCAAUCUGAAGAGCUGUAAUCUGACAAAGAAAAGUUGUUCAUCAUUGAGUUCAGUUCUCAUCUCAAACUCCUCAAGUCUGACAGAACUGAACCUGAGUGAAAAUAAACUGCAGGAUUCAGGAGUGAAGCUUCUCUCUGAUGGACUGAAGAAUACAAACUGUGAACUGAAGAUUUUACAACUUUCAAACUGCAGUAUUACAGAAGAAGGUUAUAAAUCUUUAGCUUUAGCUCUGGAGUUACACCCCUCACACCUGACAGAGCUGGAUCUCACAGGAAAUGAUCCUGGAGAAUCGGGAGUGAAAAAGCUCACCGAUGUACAAAAGAAAUCAAACUGUACACUGAAAACACUGAAGUUUUUGAGUCCUGAUGCUGAGAAAGGCUGUCAGGCUGUGAUGGACAUUGUCCAAGAAAACCCUUUACUCCUGACAGAGCUGAAACUGACUAAAAAUAAAUUAACAGACACAACAGUGAAGCACCUGGCUGCUUUGUUAGAGGAUAAGCACUGUAAACUAAAGACAAUACAGUUUAAUAGCAACAGUAUUUCAGAAAAAGGCUGUGUUGAUCUGUUAUCAGCAUUUAAUUCAAAUCCUUCCAACCUAAAAGAGUUGGAUCUGAGUGACAAUAAAGUAAGAGACGAAGGAAUGGAGAAGAUCUCGACUCUGUUAAAUAAUCCACUAUGCAUGCUGGAAAAACUGAAAUUUUCAGAAUGCGGUAUAACUGAGAAGGGUUAUAAAACUUUGGUUUCAACUUUGAGAUCAGGCUGUUCACAUGUAACAGAGCUGGAUCUUUCAGGAAAUUACCCUGGGGAAACAGGAGUGAAUAUACUUAUUGAUUUACUAGAGCAGCCAAAUUGUACACUGAAAACACUCAGAUAUUUGAAAAGUCCUGCUGCAGAAGAGGCGUGUAAAUAUCUGACUGAAGUUUUGGGUAAAAACCCCUUAUUGCUUAAAGAACUGGAUCUGAGUCGCAACGAAUUAGGAGGCCUGGAUGUAGAGAAGCUUUCAGCUCUUUUGAUCGACUCGCAUACCAGGCUGGAGAAAAUUAGGAUGGACAAUUGUGACCUGACAGAGAAAAACUGUUUAGCUUUAGCUGGCGUUCUCUCUUCCAACACCAUUCUGAAAGAGAUGGACCUGAGCAACAACCGUCUGCUGGAUUCAGGAGUAAAACAACUCUGUAAUAAACUGAAGACAUCUAAGCUGCAGAUACUGAAACUUUCAAACUGCAGUAUUACAGAAGAAGGUUAUAAAAGUUUGGCUUCAGCACUGGAGUCAAACUCCUCACACCUGACAGUGCUGGAUCUCACAGGAAAUGAUCCUGGAGAAUCAGGAGUGAAGAAGCUCACCGAUGUACAAAAGAAAUCAAAUGGUACACUGAAAACAUUAAGGUUUUUGAAAGGUCCUGCAGAUGAAGGCUGUCAGUAUGUGAUGAAUGUUCUCAAAGAAAACCCUUUACUCAUGAAAGUGCUGAAUCUGAGUACAAAGACACUAGAUGACAAAAAAGUGAAGCAGCUGGCUGCCAUUCUGGAAGAUAAGCACUGUAAACCAAAGACACUUCAGCUGAAUUAUUGUGGCUUAACCGAGCAAAGCUGUUCAACUCUAGCUGGCAUCCUAAAAUCAAACAGUAGUCUGAACGAGCUGGACAUAAGCAACAAUACCCUGCGUGAUUCAGGAGUGGAGAAACUACAGAACGGAUUAAAAAGUAGCAACUGCAAACUGAAAAUACUAAGAAUGUCGGAAUGCAGUAUUACAGAAGAAGGUUACAAAAGUUUGGCUUCAGCACUGGAGUCAAACCCCUCACACCUGUCAGAGCUGGAUCUCACAGGAAAUGAUCCUGGAGAAUCCGGAGUAAAGAUGCUCAUUGAUGUACAAAAGAAAUCAAAGGGUACACUGAAAACACUGAGGUUUUUGAAAGGUCCUGCAGAGGAAGGGUGUAAGUAUGUGAAGAAUGUUCUUAAUGAGAACCCUUUACUCCUGAGAGAGUUUAAUCUGAGUAAGAAACUAGAUGACACAAAAGUGAAGCAGCUGGCUGCCCUUCUCGAGGAUAAGCACUGUAAACUAAAGACACUUCAACUUUGUGAAUGCAGUAUUAAAGAUAACCAUUGUAAAACCCUGACUGAAGCUCUCUGUUCAAACCCUUCAAACCUGAGAGAGCUAAACUUCAGUGGAAAUGCAUUACAUAAUGGAGUGAAGCACUUAUGUGAUCUAUUAAAAGAUUCACACUGCAAACUGGAGAAACUGGAUCUUAGUAAAUGCAGUAUUACAGAGGAACUGUGUGAAAUCCUGACUGCAGCUCUGUGUUCAAACCUUUCAUACCUGAGAGAGCUGAACCUCAGUGGAAAUGAUCUAAAAGAUGAAGGACUUAAGCACUUAUGUGAUUUACUGAAGAGUUCACGCUGCAGGCUAGAGAAGUUGGGCCUAAACAAUUGUAAAAUUAAAGAUGUUGGUUUGCUGGCUGCAACAAAAGCAGUGUCAUCAUUAAAGGAACUUGAUCUAAGGAAAAAUAGUAUAGGAGACUCAAAGAAGCAGCUCAUUGAAGUGCUCGAAACAUCAAGCUGUUACCUAAAACUUGACAGUGAAAGCUUCAUUAGUGAAAUUACUGAUGAAGUAACUAGUUACUUUAAAAGUAAACCUGAAGCUCAGAAAUCUGGCACGUGAUUGGCAAUCGAGGAAGCCAAAAGUGUGGAAGAUAUAAAGGAGGAAAACUCACAGCCUUUCUAUAGUGGAACCGAGGAAUCAGACCCUGGUCAAAGCACAGAUGACUUCAAGUAGCAGGCAUAUUUGAGAUUACACUUUAACAAUUAAGGUUCUUAUAAUGUUUUUCGCAGUGAUGUAUAGUCAAAAUUCCUUAAAAGUUCCAUUUAUUAUUAUUUUUUAUUGUUAACACUUUACCACUCAAAGAACCUUUGUGUAACAGAAAGGUUAUGGGGAUGUUUAAAGUUCUUUAUGGAACCAUACAGUCAGGCAGUUUUUGGAACCUUUGUUUUAUUACUGAAAAAUAAUGCCUUUGAACAUGCAUAUACUGUAUCAUGUGGUUGUGUUUACUUGCGGGGAUUAAAAUUCCAACUUUGAAUGCAAAGAGUUUGUCUUUGUAUUAUCUAAUAUAUGAUUUUCUUGUCCAUAUUAUGCAUUCAUUUAAUUGAUAUAAUCAUUUGACUUUUUUUCUCAUUUUCUAUUAUUUUUAUUGCUGUGGUUUAAUUUUAUUUUAUGUGACGUAUUGUCUUCUCAAGAUUUCUAAUAAAGUCAAUGUUGUGAAA
This is a messenger RNA of Paramisgurnus dabryanus, 5584 nucleotides long. RefSeq names its product NACHT, LRR and PYD domains-containing protein 12-like. Gene Ontology annotation, molecular function: protein binding. The record is from RefSeq and is a predicted model, not a curated record. Lineage: Eukaryota; Metazoa; Chordata; Actinopteri; Cypriniformes; Cobitidae.